AUGAAUAGAAGUGUCAAGAAGAAGAAAGCCAAUUGCCCAUGGUCUAAAAGGCGAUUGGGUAUCCUGCGUCAAUUUAGUUCAGCUCAUACACCUCAACAAAAUGGUGUUGCUGAAAGGCGAAACAGAACACUCAAAGACGCUGCAAGAAUGAUGUUGUGUGACUCCAAGCUACCUGUUUUCUUUUGGGUGGAGGCGAUAAAUACUGCUUGUUAUGUUCAGAAUCGAGUGCGCAUCAACAAAGCUCAAAUGAAAACCCCAACUGAUUCACAUUGGAAGAGUAUCUCUGAAGAUGAAGACGAAGAAGUCGUAUACAAGCCUGUAUCUAAACCUUCUAAUUCAUCUUCUGUUGCAUCUGAGGGGGAGCCUUCUGCUGCAAUUGAGGAGGAGUCUUCUGCAACAUCUUCGGAAAAGUCCUCUGCUACUCCUUAG
Molecule: messenger RNA, 429 nt
Organism: Lactuca sativa (garden lettuce)
Lineage: Eukaryota; Viridiplantae; Streptophyta; Magnoliopsida; Asterales; Asteraceae
Source: RefSeq, a predicted model, not a curated record